AAAAAGGAGUAGGUCUUCCUCCGUCGCCAGUCUGGAUAAUCUCAUCUUCCUCCAUUAACUAAGGGGCUGUGUACGUUUCUACGGGAGUUCUUCUUUUGUUUUUUUGUUUUUUUUUUUUGUUUUUAAAUUAUUUUUUAUUGUAAAAAGAGAGAAUUAUCUCAUUAAUUAAUUAUAUUCUUAAAAUUUUAAAAUUUUAUAAUUAAAAAUAAAUAGAAAAGGAGUGGGCUCCGUCCUGAGUACGCGUACAAGUUGAAGUAGGUGUGGUGGUAUUAGGCGUGAGUGGUGGCGGAGUUGUUGGGGAAUUGGUUGUCUCAAAGUGCGCACUUCACCACCACUCGCACGCUAGCAACCUUCCUUUCCUUUUCCACUCACUCACUUCCUGGUGGUUGCCACCACCCCUCGUCUUAACUACACCUCACCCACUUUUUCCCACCCAACAAUGAUACCCACCGCCACCGCCACCACUACCAUUAACCUCAUCCCCUCUUUUCUAACUUACGCCUCUCCUCCUCUUUUCUUCCACCCAAUUCCCAAUCUACCGCCCCUUCCUUGCACAAUCCUCCUCCGCCAUGUCAACCACCACUGAUUCCAUUCCCCGGCGGGUUCCUCCUCCGUGUUGGACCCAAGAAGAAACUAUUGCUCUAAUUGAAGCAUAUCGGGACAAAUGGUAUUCAGUCAACCGUGGCAAUCUCCGGGCUGCCGAUUGGGAUUCCGUGGCGGCUUCCGUGGCUGAUUCCUCCACCGCCGACCCGCCCAAGUCUUCCCUGCAGUGCAGGCAUAAGAUCGAGAAGCUCAGGAAACGGUAUCGAGCGGAGAAGCAGAGGUCCCUUAACCAUCCAGGUCGGUUUUUUUCUUCUUGGGACUUGUUUCCUUUAUUGGAUUCGAUGGCAAUUGGGUCUGCUGGACCCAAGCCAUGCCAAGAUAUCGAUGAAGAGAAUGAUAUUGGAGAUGGGUUUCAAGUGAAAACGCUGGGGAAUAGGUAUUUGGUAACAUCAAACAAAUCAGCCAAUAUUGAUCAGGAUUUCGACGCAGAUUUUGAUUCGGGUUUGGAUUCAGAUUUGGCACUUAGAGCUAGGAAAUGUGGCAGGAUUGGGGAGGAUUCUAACUCGAAUGUUUCUCGUGCUUUGGGAAAUGGGUUUUCUCUGAAACCGGUUAGUGAUAUUAAUUCGGUGUCUGUGGCAUUUAGGCCGAAGGAUUAUGGAAGAGUUGAUGUGAAACUCAAGUCUGAUAUUGACUUUCACUGUGAUUAUGAAGCUGGCGUUUGUAUGCAAGUGGAAAAAACACAGUGUAGGAGCUUCCAGCCUCAGGGAUCUAGAUCGAAAGGUUAUGGCAAGAUUGUUGGUGAUUCUAGCCCUAUCAAUAGAAAUAUUGGUGAAGGUGCUGAUACCUAUAUUGGGUUUCCAGUAAAAACCCUAGGUGAUGUGCCUUCAGGGUUUAAGCCAAAAAAUUAUAGGAAUAUUGAUAGGAAAUCCACCCCUAAUUUUGGUAAUGAUGUUCACUACACAAGUGAUAAAGUAAAUAAGUUUGGGGAAAACGUUAUCAAUGGCUGGGUAUCACCACCCCCAGGGUUUAGACCAAAGAAGAAUUGCAAGAUUGAUGGGAGCUUGAAGCUUGAUGUUGAUUCUAAGCUUUUGAAUGUGUUUGGGAAUGUCAAGCAAGGGGACAUUGAAGUUGGUGGCAAGAAAGUGAUGGAUCCAAUUGCAGAGGUUGUAUCAGCAAUUAAGAUGUCAACAAAAAGUUUUUUGAAGGUGGAGAAGAGAAAAAUGGAAAUGGCAAUGGAAAUUGAGAAAAUGAGGAUGGAUAUGUUGUUGAAGCACAACCAGAUGAUACUGGAGUCACAGCAACAAAUUGUAGACGCAUUUGCCAAAACAUUUUUGGAAAAGAAGGAGAAGAAGAGGAGGUUGUCACCUUAUCAAAACAAAAAUGGAGACUCUCAAGUUGCAGCAACAGAUUGUGAAAGCAUAGGCAGAAGUGGAAUUUUGAAAGAAGAAUGCGAAGGUGCUUUCACUUGACUGUCAGAUCUGGAACAAUCGAAGUUUUGGAGAUUGGGGAUUUUCUUGGUGGCCUUCCUUUAUUUUUAAUUCCAUUUUGGUACAUGAGGGAUUAUUCCACAGUACACGCUAACAAAUCCUGCGUAAACCUUUCAUUCAUGUAGCAGCUGAAUACUAAUAAAUUAGCAAUCUUUUUCAUUGGUAAAUAUCAAGAACAGUAAAAAGGAAUGAUUUUUUUUUUCUUUUUUUCUGAAUGUAUCUACAAACCUUCAUUGUUUAGGUAAAGCUGAUUGGUUCAAUUAUGUCCUUGUUCAUGUCUGUCUAAUUUAUCUCAUUUGCAUAACUUUUCUUAACUUCUGGGCCUGGUGACUAAUAUUCUAUGAGUGCGAGGUGAACUUUUGAAGCCUUGCUGGGCGCGGUGAUGAUAGGAAGAACAAGAUGGAAAUUUGCAUCGAGUUGCCAUGAUGGAUGUGGUGAAACAAGAAACCGAACAAAUGAUUUCUUAAACCUCCAAAUUCUGGCAAGUGGAAAUCAAGAUAUAAAUGAUAUGCUUCCAGGAUUCCCUCUGAAAAGAAAACAAAAAUUCCUCUCUCUCUGAUGUAUGCUCCACCACUUGAGGGGUUGAAGUUCAUUUUGUUAGUUUCCCUGAAAUUUCAGGCAAAACAAGUUAAUGGUUAACUGUUAUUGAAUUAGAACCAAGAGAAGCGAAAAACAUGGUCGAAAUUGUUAAUAAACAAUGGUCGAUGGAAAUGAGACAUUUCAUGCUUUCUCUUUU
Manihot esculenta (cassava) is the source of this 2766-nucleotide messenger RNA. RefSeq lists its product as uncharacterized. Gene Ontology annotation, cellular component: nucleus. Gene Ontology annotation, molecular function: transcription cis-regulatory region binding. The transcript has a single exon. The record is from RefSeq and is a predicted model, not a curated record. The coding region runs from base 570 to 2012 and encodes 480 amino acids. Lineage: Eukaryota; Viridiplantae; Streptophyta; Magnoliopsida; Malpighiales; Euphorbiaceae.